UAGAUUUUGGUUUAAAAUACAAAAUGUUACUCAAAUGUGUCUCUCAUAAAGCUAUUGUUUAGAACGACUCAAUACAGACAAUUACAUAGUUGCUUAUUUAUUGCUUUUUAUUUCCAUUGGACGAGUGAAAUUGCAGUUCAGCAGGUAAAACUAACGACAACGUUUGCACAUACGCAGGAUGGAGCUGCGACCACUUGUUAUGUGCUUUGCUCUCUGUGUGGUUUACGCCACCAGUAAACCCACAGAGAAGAAGGAGCGUAUUCACCACGAUGAACCCCUCAGCAACCGAGAUCAUGAUGAUAUAGAGAACUUUGACUAUGACCAUGAAGCCUUUCUGGGACAAGAGGAGGCCAAGACCUUUGACCAGCUCACACCAGAGGAGAGCAAGGAGAGGCUCGGCAUGUUGGUCGAACGUAUAGAUGAGGAUAAGGAUGGCUAUGUGACAGCUGAGGAGAUGAAGAGGUGGAUUAAGCACGCUCAGAAGAGGUGGAUCUACGAUGAUGUGGAUCGACAGUGGAAGAGUCAUGACCUCAAUGGGGAUGAAGUGGUGUCCUGGGAGGAGUACAAGAAUGCCACUUAUGGAUACAUUCUUGAUGAUCCCGACCCCGAUGAUGGCUUCAGCUACAAGCAGAUGAUGGAUCGCGAUGAGAGGAGAUUCAAAAUGGCCGACCAAGACAACGACCUGAAAGCCAACAAGGAGGAGUUUACAGCCUUCCUUCACCCUGAGGAGUACGACCACAUGAAAGACAUUGUAGUGUUGGAAACUAUGGAAGACAUUGACAAGAAUGGAGAUGGCUUAAUUGAUUUAGACGAGUACAUAGGUGACAUGUACAACCAGGAGGGAGACUCCACAGAACCUGAGUGGGUGAAGACAGAGAGGGAACAGUUUACUGAAUUCAGAGACAAAAACAAAGACGGAAAGAUGGACAAGGAGGAGACCCGAGACUGGAUCCUGCCCAGUGACUACGACCAUGCUGACGCCGAGGCCAAGCAUCUGGUCUACGAGUCAGAUGCAGACAAAGAUGGCCGUCUGACAAAGGCAGAAAUCGUGGAUAAGUACGACCUGUUCGUGGGCAGCCAGGCGACCGACUUCGGAGAGGCUCUGACUCGACACGACGAGUUCUAACAUCCACAUGCCUCCAAAGACUCUCUGUUCAUCUUACUCCUCCGACAGUGGAAGGAGUAAUUAAAACAAGAUGAGCUCGCCUAAUCCAACGCCACGGACAAUAAUUUAUUUGAUUUUUUGAAUGUGUCCCAUUGUACACACACUUACAUUACACACUAUCAGUGUGUCCUCAUGCUCAGUUGUGUGUUAGAUUGGGAUAUAUCGCACGCCUUUGCUCUGCUUCCACACACUACUCUUCCCUUUUCCAGGUCAGGCGAAGGACAAACAGUGUUGGAUGACAAUUUGUUUCUCUUUUGAAAGAAUCAUUUUAUGAAAUAGCCAUGUUUUGUUACAAAACCCUAAUAGAACAAGUUUAGAUUUGCAGUAUACAGAAUAGUUCAUUGUACCAUUUCUUUUUGCAAAGCACUGGACUGAGGAGUAAAGCUGAAUUCUACAAUUUGGUCUACUCCUCCCGUCUAAUCCAUGCAGUCAGGCUCAAACUGAAAACUCUAGUUACUGAUUCACUUAUACUUUGUCUUUAUUGAUUAUAAAAUGGUAUAGGGUGUUUGGAACGAGGAGUGAAUGUUAGAUUCCAGUGACGAUGAAGACUAUUUGGACUAGUGCAAUACAGUCAUCAAUUGGGACCAUGCUGUGUUUGCUAUACUGGUCCCCAAAGCAUCCAUGCUAACACGAGCUGCGUGUUAGUUGAAGGAAUCAAGAAUUUAUGAUUUAAGGACUGAUGGAUGCUUUGUCCUCGAAGCUGCCUCCUUUUCUUUUUUUCUCAUCACCUCAAUAGUGUAUGCGUGUGAAUCUGUGUGUACAUAUAUGACUUGUAUUCUUUAUGAUUGACUUCCCCUUUUUGUUUGAUGUUAUGUUUUGUUGAAUUCAACUGAACUCAUUUUUGUGCCAUGCAAAAAACUGUCCUUUUUUUGUAAGCGAUAUGAUAAAAAAAUGCUUUUUUUCCCCUUCAAACACUUCCUCCUCCUAAAUUUAUUUGUUAAGCUUGUAUUAUCACUAUCACCAUUUAUAACCACUGUUGAGAAUUUUUAUGGUAUACUAUAAUGUAUAUGAUAAUGUUUUUUUUACAGGCUCACUGCAGCGACCACCCUUUCACUAGUGACUUUACUGUAAAUAUGUUGUUGGUCUGCAAACCGAGCACUCUAACAAUCAGAUCCAGUUUUUGUGAUUUGAGAAGAAUAUCUCAAUAAAAACAAAUAAAAUUGGAGUUUUUA
This is a messenger RNA of Cottoperca gobio, 2337 nucleotides long. RefSeq names its product calumenin b (gene calub). Gene Ontology annotation, molecular function: calcium ion binding. Gene Ontology annotation, cellular component: endoplasmic reticulum. NCBI's taxonomy places the organism in Eukaryota, Metazoa, Chordata, Actinopteri, Perciformes, Bovichtidae. Bases 179 to 1126 code for a protein of 315 amino acids. The record is from RefSeq and is a predicted model, not a curated record. The transcript is spliced from 7 exons.